Pseudomyrmex gracilis is the source of this 645-nucleotide messenger RNA. It is a transcript of the gene HSPC300, whose product is annotated as probable protein BRICK1-B. NCBI's taxonomy places the organism in Eukaryota, Metazoa, Arthropoda, Insecta, Hymenoptera, Formicidae. Gene Ontology annotation, cellular component: SCAR complex. Gene Ontology annotation, molecular function: protein-containing complex binding. The transcript is spliced from 3 exons. Gene Ontology annotation, biological process: regulation of actin polymerization or depolymerization; actin filament organization; cell motility. The record is from RefSeq and is a predicted model, not a curated record. Bases 322 to 552 code for a protein of 76 amino acids.
AACAGUGUAUAUAGCACGAGUUGAGUUUCUGAACGCAGUCCUAAAUGUGAGAAAAACACGUCGUAACUUUCCAACGUUGAAUUUGCCGUUCAAGAUUCAAGAAAAUUAGUUUUUCGCCAGUUGUCAUUUUUCUAUCAAGAGAGAAAGAGAGAAAGAGAUAAAGAAAGAAAGAAAAGAAAAAGAGAAAGAGAUGAUCCAUGAUCUCGAUAUGAUUCGAUUAAUGUGAUAAAUUACAUACACACACAAUAUAGGUUUUUGUAUUGUUAUAUUUAUAAUUUAUUACAAAAAAAAAUUAUAAAAACAAUAACUACAUUGUGUGAGAUGGCAGCCAUACAUCGAGAAGCAAUACAAAAGCAAAUUCAACAAGACUGGGCCAACCGGGAAUACAUAGAAGUCAUCACUGGCAGUAUUAAAAAGAUUACGGACUUUCUUAAUUCUUUCGAUAUGUCUUGUAGAUCAAGAAUAGCUGUUCUUAACGAAAAGCUCACAACUCUUGAAAGGAGAAUUGAAUAUCUCGAAGCAUGUGUCACAAAGGGUGAAACGCUUACAUAAUUCUUUCAUAUGUAAUAUAGACCACACAAUGUUAUUUUACAACUCUUUAUUUCCUGUACUAGAACUUGAAUAAAUAUUAUAUUGAAUAUAUUA